This is a messenger RNA of Etheostoma spectabile (orangethroat darter), 3310 nucleotides long. RefSeq names its product activating transcription factor 2 (gene atf2). NCBI's taxonomy places the organism in Eukaryota, Metazoa, Chordata, Actinopteri, Perciformes, Percidae. The record is from RefSeq and is a predicted model, not a curated record. Gene Ontology annotation, biological process: regulation of DNA-templated transcription. Gene Ontology annotation, molecular function: DNA-binding transcription factor activity.
AAGCUGCUCUCGCGAGACUUUGGUACAGCAGUGGGAUUUUGGAAAUUAAGGGUUGUGGCUGAGGGGGUGACAUAACAGGAAUUCCUUAAUAUGAGUGAUGAUAAACCUUUCCAAUGUACUGCUCCUGGGUGUGGACAGAGAUUUACAAAUGAGGAUCACUUGGCUGUCCACAAACACAAACAUGAGAUGACACUGAAGUUUGGCCCAGCGAGGAAUGAAAGUGUCAUCAUUGCUGACCAAACACCUACACCUACCCGCUUUUUGAAGAACUGCGAGGAGGUUGGACUGUUCAAUGAACUUGCAAGUCCAUUCGACCAUGACUUCAAAAAAGCGACAGAAGAUGACAUUAAAAAGUUACCAUUGGAUUUGUCACCUCUUGCAACACCUAUCAUACGCAACAAAACUGAGGAACCCACAGCUAUGGAGGCCCAUCGAGAUAGCCCUCUGCCUCACCCUGAAUCUACCACGAAUGAUGACAAGGAAUUAUCUUUGCAGCCUGCCUCACUGCCAACAUCCACUAUAGUCCAUCCUGCAUCCCUCCAAGUUCCCAAUGUACUCCUAGCAACCUCAGAGGCUAAUAUUGUAAUACAGCAAGCUCUUCCAUCACCAACAUCUAGCUCUGUUAUUACCCAAGUCCCAUCCACUAAUAGGCCUAUAGUCCCCGUAUCUGGCACCUUCCCUGUGCUCUUACAGCUGCCUAAUGGCCAGACCAUGCCAGUUGCUAUACCUGCGUCUAUUACAAGCUCAAGUGUACAUAUUCCAACUGCAAUCCCUCUUGUCAGACCUGUCACCGUAGUGCCUAACGUCCCCGGGAUCCCAGGACCUCCCUCUCCACAGCCACAGCCCGUCCAAUCAGAAGCAAAGCUGAAUCUGAAAGCCACAUUAAGCCAGCAGCUUCCUCAGGUAACCAAUGGAAAUGGUGGUGAAGUGCAGAGCAGCGCCAUAACCCACACUGCUGCUCCCGCUUCUCCUGCUCCGACCCCAACACCAACUCCAGCCCCGAUCGCGGUCCUAACUCCAGCUCCGGCUCCUCACCUGCCCACAACUGAGGAACCUUCUCCCCAUUCCCUUCAGCAGCCAGCCACCUCCACCACAGAGACACCUGCUUCCCCGGCACCCCCUGCGCAAAACCCCCCAAGCACAGGGGGUCGGCGGCGCAGAACCACAAGUGAAAACCCUGAUGAGAAGCGGCGCAAGUUCCUGGAGCGUAACAGGGCUGCAGCCUCUCGCUGUAGGCAGAAAAGGAAAGUUUGGGUCCAGUCUCUGGAGAAGAAGGCUGAGGACCUCAACUCCAUGAACGGACAACUACAGAAUGAAGUCACCCUGCUGAGAAACGAAGUGGCUCAGCUGAAGCAGCUUCUUCUGGCUCAUAAAGAUUGCCCUGUAACCGCCAUGCAGAAGAAAUCUGGCUAUCACAUCUCUGACAAAGAAGAGAGCUGCGAGGAGAUGUCUGUCCCCAGCAGCCCCCAGAACGAGGCCAUCCAGCACAGCUCCGUGAGCACCUCCAACGGGGUCAGCUCCUCGUCGUCGGCCCCGUCCGCCUCGGCCCCGUCCAGCGCCUCCACCACCUCAUCACACCAGAGCACAGAGGAGACCCAGUCUCAGCCUUCAGGGAGUUGAUCGUCCCAAACUGUGCCCGAGCCUCAACACUGGAGUGCCGUUGCCUCUUCAAUCUCUCUGACAAACGGAGGAAGGCGAUUUUCCCCAGGCUUCAGUUUCGUUUUUAAUUUAUUAUUUUAUGUUGGAUCAAUUUUGUCCUCUGUUGGCAAUGCUUUUUAAAAAUGCAAAUGUUUUCUCUGGUAUUGAUGAAGACAAAAGAACAGGCACUUUAGGUGAAAGAUGUAAAACAAGUGGUUCUAAAAGGUUUUUGUGUUAACUAUUUAAUAAUCAUAUAUAAAAUUUGUUUUUUAAGCAAUCAGCCGGAAGGUUUGAUCAGUGAAUUGUUUGAGACUUUACAAAAGUAUGAUGUGGUUCAUUUGUAGUUUGCUUAAUUGUUUUCAUGACUUAUAUAAGCACUGUCUUUAUGAUAGAGUGACAUAAAGUGCAGUCACUGUUGUCAUGAUUUGUUUUUUUCCAUUUUGCACAUUUUGAGAAAUGACAGGUUUACCUUUUUAGAGUUUUGACAGUCCAAUUGUUAAGUACUGGCAGCUUUUUAGAAGUAGAUUUCAAUACUGUCACAUUACACAAAUGUUAAAUGGCUGAAUCAGAUUAUAAAUUUGACAACUUUUCUGUGAGUGAAAUCAACUGUAGUCGCAUUGUUCAGUUUGAAUGUUUGAGCUCACCGUGGCUUGUACAAAUAGUCUUAAAGAGGUGGUCUGGUUACAAAUGUGUGUUAUUUCUUUAACAUUCCACCUGUAGUCUGAUUGUUCCUGAAGCAGUGAUUGUAGGAUUGCAGUACCUUUUCCAUUACUCAAUCUGGUGACUUCAUUCAGUGCCAUUAAUGUUUUUGUAUGAAUUACUUCUGUACAUUUCUAAUGCAGAUUACCUUUAGUUGAUAGCUGUUCUCUCAGAAUAAGGGUCUCAUGAACAUCAUUUCUCAGUAAGGAAAUUUCUUGCUUUGUGAGUGUUUCUGGCUUUAAUACAGAAAACAUUUAAGGGCAAUAUGUUGUUUUAAUGAUUUUUAGAAAACCUUGUAAAUAACAAUGAUACAUUAUAUGUGAUCUUUCUAGGUGUUAUGUACUUUUUUUUUUAUAGAAUAGUCUGGUUUCAGUAGCUAACCCUGUUGAUCACUUAAACUCUCUUAGCAGUUGAUCGUAACAAUGUUUCAAUCAUUAGGAUAGGCCUCUUCCUGACUCCAUUCAUUUUCAUGUAAGAAUAAAGCAUUCAGAUGUGAACUGGAAUCACAUCAUGUAUAUUAGAGUAACACUACUACCGCCUGUAAGAAUUGUAAGCAUUUCAUCAUUGCAUAGGGAGGAAAUCACACCAUGAAGUCAAUUUGCCUUUUCUCUUAGUCUGUACUAGCUUACUACUGUGUAGUUUUAUGAGAACCUAACACAUUGUUUUCUUAAAGUAUGAUUUUUUUAUUUUUUAUUUAUUUCAUUAUGUGCUGUCUGCAUGAGAUAAUAAUUCUCUGCGAGAAUUUAACUGUUUAUUCUAUAAUGUCUCGGUCAGAUAAAUAUUAAACAAGUUGGUUCAACUUGAGUUGAGGCUCUAAGUUUAUGAAAGCUUUGGUUAUUUGUUGUACCUCGGCUUAACUGCUAAAAAAGGAGUGUGAUACUGUGUUGAAAAUGUACUUGUAACUUGUGAAAGUUCUGUAUAAAAAUUUAAAUUGAUAAGUUGUUGUAAUAAACCUUUUAAUAUGUCUUUAAAA